GAGAACAUCGUGUUGUUCGUGAUCCGUUACAAACGUUCCCCAAUCAAAUCUAACCAUGUCUGGCCGUGGAAAGGGAGGAAAGGUAAAGGGAAAGGCAAAGUCCCGCUCCAACCGUGCCGGUCUUCAGUUCCCCGUUGGCCGUAUUCAUCGUCUCCUGCGCAAGGGUAACUAUGCCGAGCGCGUCGGUGCCGGAGCGCCCGUGUAUCUGGCAGCCGUCAUGGAGUACUUGGCCGCUGAAGUGCUUGAGUUGGCCGGAAACGCUGCCCGUGACAACAAGAAGACGCGCAUCAUCCCGCGUCAUCUGCAGCUGGCCAUCCGCAACGACGAGGAGUUGAACAAGCUGCUGUCCGGAGUAACCAUCGCUCAGGGUGGUGUGCUGCCCAACAUUCAGGCCGUGCUGCUGCCCAAGAAGACCGAAAAGAAGGCUUAAACUGUAUGACAAAGCUUCCUUCAUCUCAAACCCAAAACCGUCCUUUUCAGGGCGACAAAUAACUUUGCCAAAGACAUUUUAUUCGAUUCAUGGUGCUAUGGGACUACCAGAAGUAAGAACAUUUUCUAAUAUAGAACGGUGCUUGAAAGAGUGCACAAAAUGUAAAUGAAAAAAUGUGCCUUCCUUUGGCACAAAAAGCAUCAUUUACUGUUUUCAAUUGUCUAACCCUGCAAAUUAUGUAAAAUGCAGCAUAUCAGAAGCGAUGUGUUAAAUUUUCCAGGUAGCUUGGUAAAGCGGGUUGGUUUUACCAUAGCAAAUGCAAGCAGUGAUACCUGUGUGUUGACCUUUUUUCUGGAAACGCUAAAGGACACUUAUACCUGAUUUAUCGUUAACCACGGGAAAAUGUUAAAAGUGUUGGUCGAAAAAUGUUGUCUGUUCAGGUAAGGCUAGGUUCUCUCAAAAGUUUGACUUGGCAAAUUUAUUGGGAAACGUUGAAAAUGGCUUUAAAAUAGGUGGACCAAAGAUUAGGAACAUUCAUAUGAUAUACAUACUCAAUAAUGUUUCCCUUCACCCUUCAUUUAAAUAAGCAUAUAAAUAUAUGUAGCAUUUUAUACUAUUUUUUUAAACAAUAUUUUCAUUUGCAAUGUAGGAAUGCCAAUAAAAUACAAUAAAUUGAAAUUCCCCUAACGCAUAUGAAACUCCACAUUCAAUAACGCCAUCUUGUGGUGAUCAAAGUCCCUGCAACCAGUAUUAACGCCAUCUAAAUAAUUGGUAAAAGUAAGGCUCAGCCCUUUACGUUACAAAGAAAAAUUGUUGUGUCAGCUUCGCGACCGGCCAGUGUACACCUUAUAAAUUUUAAAAUAUUUUACGUUCCAAUGAAAACAUUUGUUAUUUGCUCGAGGAUAAAUCGAUAUCAGUGAGAUUAAAUUAUUUAAUUACAAGUUAAAAAGAUUAGGUUCAUUAAUGCACUAUAAUUUAAGCAAAAAAAACCUUCAAAGCUUUUAAUUGGAGUAACGUUGGCAAAGUAAAAAAUAUAAAUUAUUUAAAGUAUAUCCAAAGAAAUUAAAUAUGUGCAAUUAAUUUAAAGCCUAUUAAGAACGUUUAUGGCGAUUUUGAAUGAUGGUUGCUUUGGAUGCGAGGGCUCUUUUGAAAUGGCGCUUAUCGAGCUUAAAACAUCCGUUCAUAAUUUUCACAAUUCUAGUUUUACCAAAAGAUUGGCAAAUAAAAAAUGAGUUUUUUGUGAUGACAUAUGUAAGUUUAUUGAUUUUUACAAAUGUAUUUCUUGAAGUUGUUA
This is a messenger RNA of Anopheles merus, 1724 nucleotides long. RefSeq names its product histone H2A. The record is from RefSeq and is a predicted model, not a curated record. Lineage: Eukaryota; Metazoa; Arthropoda; Insecta; Diptera; Culicidae. Bases 56 to 430 code for a protein of 124 amino acids. Gene Ontology annotation, molecular function: structural constituent of chromatin; protein heterodimerization activity; DNA binding. Gene Ontology annotation, cellular component: nucleosome. The transcript has a single exon.